This is a messenger RNA of Molossus molossus (Pallas's mastiff bat), 3279 nucleotides long. It is a transcript of the gene OVCH1, whose product is annotated as ovochymase 1. Gene Ontology annotation, biological process: proteolysis. The record is from RefSeq and is a predicted model, not a curated record. NCBI's taxonomy places the organism in Eukaryota, Metazoa, Chordata, Mammalia, Chiroptera, Molossidae. Gene Ontology annotation, molecular function: serine-type endopeptidase activity.
AUGCGGGCAUUGGCCGGGCUUGGGGUGCUGCUGCUUCUCGCCCUUCCCACAAGCCAGGUGAGCCAGGCGCUGGGCACCCCGGGUGCAGCUGGUGGACAUCCGUUUCAGGUCUCCCUAAAAUUAGGUGAGCAGCAUUUCUCUGGGGGAAGCUUGAUUCAAGAUGAUCUGGUGGGGACAGGAGAGCAAAUUAAGAGUCUCGCUGUGAUUGCUGAAGAGUACAACCUCUUUCAGAAGGAUAAGCAAGAACAGAAAAUUCCUGUCUCAAAAAUUAUUCAUCCUGAAUACAACAGACUUGGCUAUAUGAGUUCUGAUAUUGCACAACUGUAUCUAAAACACAAAGUCAAGUUUGGAAUUUCUAUUCAGCCAAUCCAUCUUCCCCAUGGGGGUGAUACAUUUGAAGAAGGGAUUCUUUGCAUGACUAGUGGAUGGAGCAAGAUUUCAGAGACAUCAGAAAAUUCAAAUAUCCUUCAAGAACUGGAACUUCCUAUCAUAGAUGACAGAAUAUAUAAUACUGUGCUCACAGGUAUGGACCUUCCUCCCCUGGGAAGGACCAUGUUGUGUGCUGGUUCUCCUGAUGGAGAAAAGGAUGCCCGCCAGGGGGAUUCUGGAGGCCCACUUUGUAGACAAGACCAUGGAAUCUGCAUUCUUGCUGGGAUAACUUCCUGGGGAGCUGGUUGUGCUAGAGGUUGGGCUCCUUUAAGAAAUAACUCCAAGAGGACAUUACAUGGCAUUUUCUCCAAGGUGUUUGAGCUGAUGACGUUUAUCACUCAAAAGGUGAUCACAGAUUGUAGGCCUCAGGGAGCAGUGUUAUUUGGAGGAAAUGGGAAGAUCUAUUACUCCCAUUCCAAAGAGGGAACUAGUCUCAUAAUCGGUAUGUAUCCCAGCAUAUGCAUGUCUAAAAUAAUGGUACCAGAAGAUAAAAUUAUCCUGUUAAAAUUUACAAGCAUAGACAUAGAAAAUCGAGUUGGCUGUGACCAUGAUGUGUAUCUGCAAUCAAGCAACAGAGUGCUCAAUAGUAAGGUCUGUGGAGAUACAUUGCCCCCACCACUGCUGACAGAGUCCAGGGAGGCCAUAGUUACCUUGGUUUCUGAUAGAGAACACAGUGGCAGCAGCUUUGAGCCUACCUUUCCUGCUGCACAAAAGAACUCGGACGAUUCCGGGUGCAGGAGUGUGACUACUUUGGUGGGAGAAGAGAUGAUUCACUACUCCAGUUACCCAGACUUACAUCCCAAGAAUUUAAGGCACCAUGGGUUCAUUCAUGCUCCAGAGAAACACGUUGUGAAGUUGGCAUUUGAGGACUCUUCUACUGAAUUUAACCAAAACUAUGUUUAUAAUGCUGUUGUGAUUUAUGGUGGUCCUGAAGAGGAGCAUGAGUUAAGUGGGAAAAAUAAUCCAGUCUUCUGGACUGUCAUUGCUGGGGACCAUGACCGAACCCUGAAAGAACCAACUGAGCAGGUAAGAAAGGCAGAACACAUCGUGGUGCAUAAAGACUUGGAGAGAUCGAGCUUUGCCUCUGACAUCGUCCUCAUGCAGCUGGGCUCACUGGAGCUCAGCUCUGCUGUGAGGUCAGCGUGUCUCCCCCACAGCACGGAGCCUCUGCUGUCCUCGGAGAUCUGUGCUGUGACUGGAUGGGGAAACAUUAGUGAAGAUGGGGGCCUGGCAGGUCGCUGACAACAGAUCCAAGUGCCCGUGUUAGCAAGAGAGAUCUGGGGGCACACUUACUGUUCUGCUCACCCAGGAGGGAUCACAGAGAAGAUGAUGUGUGCUGGCUUUGCAGCGGCUGGAGGUCAGGAGGACUCUGGUGGGCCAUUCGUGUGGAGACAUGAAAAGGAUCCCUUGGCCUUUGGCAUCGUCAGCCGGGGAGCUGGCUGUGCCCGGCGGAAGCCAGGUGUAUUUGCCAGGCUGAGUGUCUUCUUGGACUGCAUCCAAUCCAAAAUCAAAGGCUGUUACUCUGAAGCGGAGAUGGAAGAGCCCAGAGGUUUUUCUUCAGCACCAAGAUGCCCACUGGAUUAUAAAGGAAAUCUGGAAUGUUCGUGGGUGCUCCGAGUUUCACCAAGCAGUGUGGCAAAACCCACGGUAGGGUACCUGUCACUCCCUGGGUCUCAUACGUGUCGAGAUUCAGUCCCGACUAUUUGUGAAGAAACCCCUGUGAGAGAAGGAGCAAUGUUACAGUAUCUUAUGAUGGUUAUUGGAUUCACAGACCCAGGUUCUAAUCAUGCCUGUGACUCUGGAGGUGCUAAUUAUUGCUGCAAUUGUAAUAAUAUUACAAUAUGUAAAUGUAUCAAACCAACAUGUUCUGGACCACUGGUGAGGGUGACAUUUCGUUCCCUUGCACAAGGUGAUUUUGGCAUAAGUUAUAUUGUCUUUAGAGUCCAAGGUCCAGAAGUCAGUUAAGUAACCAGACUUCUUCAAAGUUCAAACCAAGAGCAUGUAGCCACUUGUAAGGAUGUUGUUCUGACCAAACCAGCAGUUAUCACACAGAUCCCAAAAUAUUUUCACAUAACCACCAUGAGCCGCCCCUGGGGGUUGUCAGCCCCUUUAAAUCCCAUCAUUUGCCUAAAUAUUAUCAACUUUCAGAUUAAAUCCACAUCCUGGGCCUGUCAGGGUUACCUGUGGGUUUAUGAAGGAUUUGGAUCAGGCAAAAAAUUAAUUGGAAAAUUAUAUGAAGGAGAUUCACCUUCAUUAAAAUCUCAUGGUCUUCUUAUGAUGGUGAUUUUCACAGACAAUGUCAGUUUGGCCAUGGAAGAAUUUUCUCUGAGAUAUUCUUUUCAUAUUUCUGAUUCCAUGACUGGAAAAGUUAAAGUUAAUGAUAAAGGAAAUAAAAUUGAGGCAGUGAUUAAAGACUUAGUAACAGAAGAAUCUUGGAACUAUGAAUGGGAUUAUUUCAGUAUUUAUGAUGGACCAGAUCAACAAUCAAGAUUACUUGGAGUGACAGUAGAAAACAACACAGAAAGAUGGCCAACCCAAGACAAAUGUGGAAUUCCGGUUGUCGACCCAUUUGUAAUAGAGGAGUCGCAGAGAAAUACAGAUGAGCCAUCAGCAGAGCUUGGGGAGCCCAGGGUGGCUGGUGGUCAUGCUGCACCUGCAAUGUCGAGGCCCUGGCAGCACCAAGGGAAACAUGACUACGGAGGUGCUCUGAUUGCAAAGCAGUGGGUGCUGACAGCCGCACGCUGUAACUUCAGGUGCGUGCCUGUGUGGUGCGGGGUGCUGGAGCUCUUUGAGGGCCCCCCCGUGGGCAAACCCUGCUCGCUUCAUGUCACAAGAAACUUUAAGCAUUAA